CAGCUCCGCGCAGAAGACGGCCCGGGCUCAGAGCGCAGCGGGCGGGUCCGCGUCGUUGAUCCCCCCCGGUUUGGAUGUAACCUGAUCGGUCUCGAGCCUGCGGACUGAGCGGUCUGUCGGUCGGUUGUUUGGCGGUUGCCUGGAGCGGGAGGCCGGGAGCAGGACAGCGUCUGCCCGGGCUGGUGCUGCUGUGGACGGACUGUCGCCGUGGGUCGGAGCGGAGCGGAGCCCGCAGGGACCGGCUGCUGCCGCUCCCAGUGUCCGUGCGUUGUUCUCCGCGUGCCGGACUGACACUGACUGAUCAGCGUUCCGGUACCGGGACUUGGAUGUGUGUGUUGCCCCGCAGGAGUCACCUGGAGUCCGGGCGGAGAGUCGGGGCCGAUGGCGCAACGGUAUGAAGACCUGGCCCACUACGGCCUGGAGGGGGUGGGGGGGGUGUAUGGAGACCACCACCACCAUCACCACCACGCCGCCGCCGCUGCUCGCUCCCUGCAGGCCGUUCACCUGGCCGCCGCCACCAGUCCAUACCCUCCACACCAGUACUCCCAGUCCACCCAGUCCACCCACACCAGCAGCAGCAGCAUGGCUGGGGACGCCGUCAAGAGGGACAGGGACGCCAUUUAUGGACAUCCUUUAUUCCCGCUGCUCGCUCUGAUCUUUGAGAAGUGUGAGCUGGCGACCUGCACGCCGAGGGAGAGCGGCGUGGCCGGAGGAGACGUCUGCUCCUCGGACUCCUUCAACGAGGACAUCGCUGUCUUCUCCAAACAGAUCCGAUCGGAGAAGCCGUUAUUUUCAUCAAACCCAGAGCUGGAUAACUUGAUGAUUCAGUCGAUACAGGUGCUGCGCUUCCACCUCCUGGAGCUGGAGAAGGUUCACGAGCUCUGUGAUAAUUUCUGCCAUCGAUACAUCAGCUGUCUGAAAGGGAAGAUGCCGAUCGAUCUGGUUAUUGACGACAGAGACGGAAACAAAUCGGACAGCGAGGACUUCAUCAGGUCAUCGAACAACCUGGACCAGAUUUCAUGGAGCAGAGAUCAAGACGACGCAGCGUCCAUCCGCUCGGCCGGGACGCCGGGACCGUCCAGCGGUGGACACACGUCUCACAGCGGCGACAACAGCAGUGAACAAGGUGACUGUCUGGAUAACGGCGUGGCGUCGCCCAGCGAUGACGACGACCCCGACAGAGACAAACUGCACAACAAGAAGAGAGGGAUCUUCCCCAAAGUGGCCACCAACAUCCUGAGAGCCUGGCUGUUCCAGCACCUGACGGUUCAUCAACGCCAGGCGGCGGAUCGUCCAGCCGAUGAUCGACCAGUCCAACAGAGCAGUGAGCCAGGCGGGACCGUACGGCCCAGAUGGUCAGCCAAUGGGAGGCUUCGUCAUGGACGGACAGACACACAUGGGAAUCAGACCACCUGGUCCUAUAGGUGGGAUGGGGAUGGGUGUGGAGGGACAGUGGCACUACAUGUAGCACCAGCACCACCCUGCAGCCAGAGGAGCCGCCCAGCGACCCAGGACACCACGACCUCCAUGGUGGCGAUGUGGAGCAGGACCCCACACCUCCUCACCUGUCUGUCCCCGAAGCCCCACCCCCUCUGGGCAUCUACCUGACCAGAUGUGGGAACACCCCACCACCGCCACCGCCGUGUCUGGGGUGACCAAGACGCUUUGUUACUAGGAUUGUCCAGCUGGAGCACAGACACAGAGAGAGAGAGGACAGAUCCAGAUGUGGAGGAUGAUGGUGAACAGCUGUGUCACCUGAUCACACCUGGACUUCUCGGAGUCAGGACUCAAACGUUGCUCCUCCUCUGGGCCGCAGCUGAUGUCUGUAGGAGGAGGAGCCUGGACAGAGGUCAUGUGACCGGCGCCGUUUUCACUGUGGACGCUCUGAGAGCAGCUGCUGCUUUCACAUGAUGAUGAUGAUGAUGAUGAUGAAAUGAGAGGACAUGUCUGUUCCUCCUCUCACACUGUGUGUGUUUGUCUUUUUUCAUAGACUCUUAUUCUGAAAUAAAACG
Seriola dumerili (greater amberjack) is the source of this 2012-nucleotide messenger RNA. Its product is annotated as homeobox protein Meis1-like. The coding region runs from base 382 to 1608 and encodes 408 amino acids. The record is from RefSeq and is a predicted model, not a curated record. NCBI's taxonomy places the organism in Eukaryota, Metazoa, Chordata, Actinopteri, Carangiformes, Carangidae. The transcript is spliced from 12 exons. Gene Ontology annotation, molecular function: DNA-binding transcription activator activity, RNA polymerase II-specific; RNA polymerase II cis-regulatory region sequence-specific DNA binding. Gene Ontology annotation, biological process: positive regulation of transcription by RNA polymerase II; animal organ morphogenesis; embryonic pattern specification.